UUUACCAUGUAGAGAUCCCUGUUAUUUUAGGCUGUCUUUCUGUCCAGUUUAGAUUUAUUUCCAGAUUUAAAACAAUGUCCGAGCAUGAAGCUAGUUUAUCGUGUUCUUCGCAGUGUGCGGAAACACAACAUAACAAAAAUACAGGUGAUAUCAAUCCAGAAACAGUUCAAAUCACUAACACCAAUAAUUCUCAGGUUGAUCAAGAGUCUCAGAGAGACAGUGAUCUCCUUAAAAGCUUGCUGACAGACAACUUCUGUUAUAUUUGUGAGGCAUCCCUACUUUACGAGUCCCAAAGAGUUUCUCAUUAUGAGGGUAAAAAGCAUGCCCAAAAAGUCAGGCUGUACCUGCAGAACAAGAAAGCUGAAAGUAACAAACAGACCCAGGAAUGCGGAGGCUUUGUGAGAGGUCUCUCUGCAGACCCAGACAAGUUCUGUGAGCUGUGUAACAUGGUGUUCAGCUCACAUACUGUUGCCAAGUCUCACUACGUGGGCAAAGUUCAUGCCAAGAACUUGAGAAAAACCAACCCUCCACAAAUUAUAGUUUCUACGCCAAAUUUAGAAUCGGCAACUCCUGUUGUCCAACCAGCAGAGGUUGCUGUGCCGAUUCAGAUAGUUCAGGAGCAGAAGGAGAGCUCUGGUGUGGGCGAUCAGGAGGUUGACUUCAAUGAUCCCAACAAAUACUGUUCGCUGUGCAGUGCUUCGUUCAACAACCCUGUUGUUGCUCAGCAGCACUACAGUGGCCGGAAGCAUCAGCGAAACCAGGCCCGACAACAAAUGCUGGACCAGAUUGGAGAUCAGUCAGAGCAUGUAAGCUCCCUGACUUGUCCGAUUUGCUGUCUGACCCUCAGUUCAGUAGAGAUGUACAAGGCACACAUGCAGGGAAACAAGCACCAAAUGAAAGAGAAAAAGGUAAUGGAGCUGUGUAAAUCUCAGAAGAAAGUGUACGACUCCUACCAGGAUGAGCUGGCUGACUACAUCCAGGUGCAGAAGGCACGAGGCCUGGAUCCUAAGGCAGGGCUUAGCACUGUGGGACAAGCAAGCAAGGAUCUGGACGAUACUGUAAAUGAAAGUCCACAGACAGAAGAAUUGAUGCCUCACCCUGCCCCUAUUCUGCCUCUUCUUCCUGGUUUCCAUCAGCCUCACUGGCCUCCACAAUUCCAGUCUCAAGUCAAUCAUUUUGGCUUUGGUAUGAGAGGGCCUGUACCACACUAUCAGCCUGGAUAUAUGCCCCUCCCACCACCUCAUUUCAUACCUGGCCAGUUAUAUAAAAGAGGGCAGGGCCCUGACUCAUGUAGCUCCUCCUCUUACUCAGACUCCUCCUAUACCAGCAGCAGUGGUAGUGAUAGCAGCAGCAGUAGUUAUGACAGCAGAGAGAGGAGGAAAACAAUGAGGAAAAUGAGGAAGCGAGGGAUAAAAAGGAGAGACCAAGAGGACGAGUCUGAUAUGAACAGGAGAGGAAGAGAGAGAGAGGAAAAGAAAAAGAGCUUGAAAGGGGAGAGAAAAGAAAGUGUAGAGGGCGAAGAGGAUAGAGAGACCAGGAAGUGCAAGAAAAGUAGAAAAAGGGAGAGAAGUUUGAGUGAAGACGAAGAGAGCCGAAGUAGAAGACGACAGAGCAAGAGAAGUAAGAGACAUGGGGACGGACAGCAUGCGAAGAGACAAAAAGAGGCGGAGCUUAUAGAAAAAGAACAUGUGGAACAUGCUGAGGAAAAGACAGAAGCAAAAGAUGGCAAACAAAAGCAAAAAAAAGACAAGAAGAAAGGAAAAGAGAAGGUGAACCAAGAGGACAACAGGACAGAGGAAGAAAGACUCUGGGAUGAGACUAUUCUUGGUAUUUUUUAAAGGCUGAUGGUUUGAAAGUACUGUUCAAAUAAAACUGCACAGGACCUCAGAAGAGAGGUUUGCUAAAAUCUAUUGGACUCAUCUCACUUACGUUUCAUACAGUAACUCUUAUAUGCUACUUCAGACUUUUAAGAUGUAUCUAGAGCUGCACUUCUCUUUUGGAGAAAUCAGUGGGUGAACCUCACGAAACUUAUCAAAUACAAGACUGAGGUCAUGUUUCACCCCAAAAUCAAAAGGAAAGAAUACAUUUUGUGUUUUUAGAACCAUUAAGACAUUAUUUUAAUAACAAUUAAGCACGUUUUCCCCUUUGUUCUCAUUUCCGUAAUGAAAAAAAAUUUAAGUAUUUAAGUAAAAUAAUUGGAAUAAUUGUCAUUAAAAUAAUGUCAUUAAAAUCUAUUAGGUCUAAUUGUCUCAUAAUUUCUUAAUUUUUAUUUCUUUUGAUUUGUGAGUACAAUGUGACGAGCAUGCUUUCAGGAAAGUGAAUAGCUUCAUACCCUUCACUGUCAGAGAAACAAAUGCACAAAAAUUGUACCUUUAGGGGUACAACAGCAGGAAAGUGAAUAGCUUCAUACCCUUCACUGUCAGAGAAACAAAUGCACAAAAAUUUUACCUUUAGGGGUACAACAGCUUGUCACUGUGGCUGAAACCUAAUAGGUACACGCACUGUACUCUUUGCACGUCAGUUAGAAUGCAUUUGUAAAUUAUCUGUCCUGUGGAUGUUACUUUGAGGGUACUGCCCCAGUGACAAGCUGUUAAGCUGUGACAAGCUGUUAAUAUAUACAAAACAUACUACAUACAAUAAAUCCUUUUGCACAAAUUCAUUUGUCAACAUGCUUUAUGCUUAGAUUAAAUAAACCCCUCCCACUGAUUAUUCCUGCAAAGAUUUAAGUAUUUAUUAUAAAGCAGUGGUUUUCAUGAAUUUGUGGAGCAAUUCCACGUGAGGUCUUAAGGGGGCGCACUAACUUCACUGACUGCUAUACUUUGUUAUAGAUGCUUUUGUGUGUGUGUGUGAAACAGUAACCCAACA
This is a messenger RNA of Xyrauchen texanus (razorback sucker), 2865 nucleotides long. It is a transcript of the gene zmat1, whose product is annotated as zinc finger matrin-type 1. The transcript has 7 exons. NCBI's taxonomy places the organism in Eukaryota, Metazoa, Chordata, Actinopteri, Cypriniformes, Catostomidae. The coding region runs from base 75 to 1838 and encodes 587 amino acids. The record is from RefSeq and is a predicted model, not a curated record. Gene Ontology annotation, molecular function: zinc ion binding; nucleic acid binding.